Molecule: messenger RNA, 2836 nt
Organism: Loxodonta africana (African savanna elephant)
Lineage: Eukaryota; Metazoa; Chordata; Mammalia; Proboscidea; Elephantidae
Gene: DENND10
Product: DENN domain containing 10
Exons: 9
Coding region: 173-1453 (426 amino acids)
Biological process (GO): regulation of early endosome to late endosome transport; protein transport
Cellular component (GO): late endosome
Molecular function (GO): small GTPase binding; guanyl-nucleotide exchange factor activity
Source: RefSeq, a predicted model, not a curated record
GGAGCGCGGAGGGUCGCGUGGCUGCCCGCUCGGCCCGGGGCUGGGCCCGGAUCAUGUGAUCGAGCGGUUCGCGGCAUGGAGGCGAGCUCUGCUCAGUGCACACGGAUUAUCUCCCGUUUAACCCCCACCGCAGCUCCCGGGGCUGUAGGCAGUGCCCCUCGCGGAGGAGCAAAUGGAGGCCCCGGGUGUCAUUCAUGCCUGGGCACCCGCUGGGAAGUGGCAGAGCCAGGAUCGGGACCCUUGCAGUCUGUCCCUCGAGUCCCAGCUCUGCCAGCAGAGAACUCCCGAGUCACGUGAUAGAGCUCGUGAGAUCCCGGUUACUUUUGAAGACUUCAUGGAUGGGAAAGUACGUUGGGAUCCUUGGGGGACGCGGAAUGUGUGCCUGAGCCCUGUGCAGGAACCGUUCGUUGACAGUGACCAUCUUUCCACCGUAGAAAAGGACACAAAUGGAGAAGUUCUGUGGGUGUGGUGUUAUCCUUCCACGACAGCUGCACUGAGGAACCUGCUGCUGAGAAAAUGCUGCCUCACGGAUGAAAACAAGCUUCUCCAUCCCUUCGUCUUUGGCCAGUAUCGAAGAACGUGGUUUUAUAUCACAACAGUUGAAGUUCCAGAUUCUUCAGUUUUGAAAAAGGUGACUCAUUUUUCUAUUGUUCUGACCGCCAAAGAUUUUAACCCAGAGAAAUAUGCCGCCUUCACUAGGAUAUUGUGUAGAAUGUACCUGAAACAUGGGAGCCCAGUAAAAAUGAUGGAGAGUUACAUUGCAGUUCUCACCAAGGGGAUAUGCCAGAGUGAAGAGAAUGGCUCGUUCCUUAGCAAGGACUUUGAUGCCCGAAAGGCAUACCUUGCAGGCUCCAUCAAAGAUAUUGUAUCUCAGUUUGGAAUGGAAACUGUUAUCUUAUAUACAGCACUGAUGCUAAAGAAAAGAAUUGUCGUCUUUCACCCAAGAAUAGAAGCUGUCCAGGAGUUUACCAGGACGCUGCCUGCCCUGGUGUGGCAUCGACAGGAUUGGGCCACUCUUCAUUCAUAUGUGCACCUCAACAGCGAUGAGCUGGAAGCCCUGCAGAUGUGCACAGGUUACAUCGCUGGAUUUGUAGACUCGGAGGUGAGCAAUCGACCAGACCUCUAUGAUGUUUUUGUGAAUCUGGCAGAUAGUGAAAUCACUGUUGCGCCACUUGCGAAAGAGGCUAUGACAAUGGGGAAACUGCACAAAGAAAUUGGUCAGCUAAUUGUCCAGGCUGCCGAAGACCCCGAGAAAUCAGACAGCCAAGUUAUUAAGGACAUUUCCCUAAAAACAAGAGAGCUCUUGACCAACCUAGCAUCGUUUGCAGAAGUUUCAGACGAUGGAGAAAAGCCAGCACUCAGUUUUGAAGCACUAAAGCAGAAACGGUUUCCACCGGCCACAGAAAACUUCCUUUAUCACCUAGCGGCAGCUGAACACAUGCUGAAAAUCUGACUUUGUGACAGAAAGUGUCGCUCAGGGCGGAUCUAAAGCUCCCCUUUCACUAUGAUUAUCCCCUCAAUAUGUAAAAUACUGAAAAUAACAAAGAAAAUGUUAUAUUUUUAAUGAUUUAUUUGCAAGUAUUGACAUUUGACCUGGAAAACACUGAAACACAUGUGGAAACACAUCUAAUUUUCUCCUUUUGAUUAGUUCUAUGCCUGCCGUCAGUGCUGGACAAAGCACUGUCACGGCCAUAGAUAAUGUUGACCGGCCGACAUCCCGGAGUAAGAGAAAAGCUCUGCCUAGCUCCCGUGCGAGUCCUAGCAGAUUUGCGCGCUGUCAUCAUUCUAAGUUCCUGUCUGUCUCACUGUGUAGCCACAAACUAACGGUUUAUUUUCAGAAAGCUGCCUGAAAUUUUGCUUUGUAUUCUUCUAGGAAGAACUUCAAUUCCUCAUGAGGAACUCUACUUUCUGAGCCAAACUACUACGUUUUCUGCACAGCUGUCUGAAAGGUCAUUUAAAAGGCCCUGCAGUUGCACUUUCUUGUAAAAGAAAAAAAAAUUCUUUUUUUUUGGCCUUUGAACAUUUUGCCUAUGAGGGUUUUGCAUAGAUUUUAUACUUGAGUAGACAACUUUAAUAAUCCGUAUUUAUACUGUCUCAGAGGUACACAUUUGGCCAACUUAAGCCGUCAAUACUAUCCAUUUAACCCUGUUGCUAGCAAUAUUCUUUUGAAAAACCUGCCAGUCCUUAUGUUUUAACCCGUUGCCAUUGAGUCGAUUCUGACUCAUGGCGACCCUUUAGGACAGAGGAGAACUGCCCCAUAGGGUUUCCAAGGAGCAGCCGGUGGAUUCGAACUGUUGACCUUUUGGUUAGCAGCCUUAGCUCUUAAACACUGUGCCAAUAGAAUAAAAUAAGCUGAUUUUGAAUAUAACUGUAUGACAGAAACAGCAAUUUUAUACGGUUGGCAAGAGACUUAAGACUAUCUUGCAGGGGCCAAGACCAGAGAAUGUCUUCAAACAACUUCAGUAAAAACCAUUAGGCCAUGUCUGAAGGGGACUGUUCUUGUUCAGUACACACCUUUUUUGUAAUUGGAGACCUUAAAAUUAUCAAGCAAAAUUAUGUAAAUUAUGUACUUGUUAUUUUUUGUAUUCGUAUGAAUUAUGAAAGACUAUUUUUCACUCAUUAACACUGAUGUCCUUAGAAAUCUUACCCAGAAGAAUGUUUGCAGAAAAACUUGGUAUCAGAUCUUUAUUCUUAGUGUUUGACAUUUACUAAGCAAAAAUUAAAAAAAUAGCCUUUUCUCCUCCCUCCUUGGGUGAUGGCAAGAGGAGAUGGGAAAUGAAAUGAUAUUUACUGAGGCGAACAAUUGAAGAUUAAAUCUGCACUUUAUGAAAAUGAA